UUGCAAUGGAUUGAGAGGACCAAAGAGACGGUCGAAAAGGAGAGAGACAUCACUGCCGUUAGUAAACCAGAACCUUAUGUGAGAAAAUGGGACGAAAAUGUGUACGAUUUGGCCAAAAAGAAGCGAAUUGAUGGCAGCGGCGAUGCGCCCAAUCAUUUGGAUUCGAUGCCACCGAAGGCACUGAUUGUGGCCAACGAUGUCCACAACGAUACGGUCAACGGUCUCUUGAAGGACAGUCACCGCGGGUUUGGGGAUAAAGUGAAUUCUUGGACCGGCGGGCCCUCCACUUUGGACACCUCUAUCGGCGGUGAGAAACGAUUUGUUAAUGAUUUUGACGACGAGGACUACAAUGAAGAGUUUGAUAGGGGA
Messenger RNA from Medioppia subpectinata, 369 nucleotides. Lineage: Eukaryota; Metazoa; Arthropoda; Arachnida; Sarcoptiformes; Oppiidae. The record is from the annotation of a GenBank genome assembly.